AUGGGUUCUGGGUUUUCUCUCUUCACCAAUGGUUCAUCUUCUUCCUCUCGUAACAGAGAUCUGCUAGAGCCUGGUUUUGGUGAUUUGCCUGAAAGUUGUGUGGCGUUGAUCCUCGAGAACUUGGAUCCGGUCGAGAUCUGCAGAUUCUCAAAGCUAAAUAGGGCUUUCCAUAGCGCUUCCUGGGCUGAUUUCGUCUGGGAAUCGAAACUUCCUGAAGAUUACAGAUUGAUUCUCGAGAAAAUCCUCGGUGGUUUCCCGGAAAAAGUGGGCAAAAGAGACAUUUACAACUUUCUUUCUCGUGUUAAUUCCUUCGACCAAGGCACAAAGAAAGUUUUUGUUUCGGUAGUUUAUGUUCGAAAUUAUGUUGAUUCUUGCAGAUUCGGUUCGGUAGCAUACCUUCAACAAAUCUGGUGGUUUCAAGUUGAUGGAGAAAUCGAUUUCCCGUUGCCAGCUGGAACCUACAGCGUCUUUUUCAGGCUUCAGUUAGGUAAACCGGGAAAGCGGUUUGGUUGGAAGGUUUGCAACACUGAACAGAUUCAUGGUUGGAAUAUUAAACCGGUUCGGUUUCAAAUCUGGACCGAAGAUGGUCAACACUCUUCGUCUCAAUGCAAGUUAACCGGAUCAGGAAGCUGGAAUCAUUACCAUGCUGGAGACUUUGUGGUCGGGAAAGGGAAAAGCUCGUCGACGAAGCUUAAGUUCUCCAUGACUCAGAUCGAUUGUACACAUACCAAAGGAGGGCUAUGUGUGGAUUCUGUAAUUGUGUAUCCCAGCUCGUGUAAAGACCGGUUGAAGCGGGUUUAAGUCUCUAAACCGAAGUUUGGUUUAGUUUAGAGGUUAUGAAAGCCAACUCUUUUAGAAGUAGCUUCUUAACCUUUUGUAGAAAGUUUGGGGGUCAAAGUAAAAAUAGAAAAUAGGAGUAAUUAGAGUCUUUGUUUCAGAAUAGUUUUAAAGUUCAAUGUGUAAAACUUAAGUUUGAAGUUUAAUUGUAGUUUUCUUUUUAACUUUCUCAUUAAACUAGCUUUUGUAAGACCCGGUUAAUGCAGACCGGAGUUCGUAAAUUGUACCGACUGGGAGAGAACCGUAUUUACUCUAUAACCAAAGCAUAACAAGCAUUAUGAUCUUUGAAAUGUUGAAUGGUUCAGUAAUACGAAAAUAAUGGCUGUACACCUAUUUCACUGGCCAAGAACAUAAAAAUUUACGCUAAGUAAC
This is a messenger RNA of Eruca vesicaria subsp. sativa (arugula), 1209 nucleotides long. Lineage: Eukaryota; Viridiplantae; Streptophyta; Magnoliopsida; Brassicales; Brassicaceae. The record is from the annotation of a GenBank genome assembly.